UCUCCAGAAGCUUCCCAAACCCCUAGUGUCAGUCUCACUAAAACCCUACGAAAACCCCUUUCCUUCAUCAUUCCCAACUCUUAAGCCCUCUCUCCGAAUUCGCUGCCCUGCAGGCCACCAUCACCAUGCACAGGCUCUCCACCCGCUCUCUCUCCGCCGCCCUUCGCCACGGCGGCGCACGUUAUCGGAACGCCGCCGCGGCUCCAAUCUCCUCCUCCUCUCCUCUCCCCGAUACGGUGCGAGAAAAAGAUAACAAACUAAGAUGUUACUCAGUAUUAACUACUGGGAAGCUCAAUAUUACAGAUUCUUUAACUCAAUUAAACUUGAAAAAUGGCCUGUUUUUCGGAAGCCGAUACGAGUCAACUGCGGCGGCCUCCGACUCAUCAGCCACACCACCAGCUGAGAGUUAUGAAUACCAAGCAGAGGUCAGUCGCCUUCUGGACCUCAUUGUGAACAGCUUAUAUAGUAACAAAGAGGUGUUUCUGAGAGAGCUCAUCAGUAAUGCAAGUGAUGCCUUGGACAAGCUGCGUUUUCUAAGUGUUACGGAGCCAGAACUUUUGAAGGAUGCAGUUGAUCUUGAUAUCCGCAUCCAAACUGAUAAAGACAAUGGCAUUGUAACUAUUAUUGAUACUGGCAUUGGGAUGACUCGGCAAGAACUUGUCGACUGUCUUGGAACUAUUGCACAAAGUGGAACUGCAAAGUUCUUAAAAGCAUUGAAGGAUAGCAAGGAUGCUGUUGGUGACAAUAAUUUAAUUGGUCAAUUUGGUGUAGGGUUCUAUUCAGCAUUCCUGGUUUCUGAUAAAGUUGUUGUUUCAUCAAAGAGCCCAAAGUCUGAUAAGCAAUAUGUAUGGGAAGGAGAGGCCAAUUCUAGCUCUUAUACUAUUCGGGAAGAGACAGAUCCCGAGAAGCUAAUUCCCAGAGGAACACGGCUUACUUUGUAUCUCAAGCGUGAUGACAAAGGUUUUGCUCACCCAGAACGGGUUGAGAAGCUUGUGAAAAACUAUUCGCAGUUUGUUUCUUUCCCAAUAUACACAUGGCAGGAAAAGGGAUAUACCAAGGAGGUUGAGGUUGAUGAGGAUCCAGCUGACGCCAAAAAGGAUGAACAAGAUGAAAAGACUGAGAAGAAGAAGAAAACCAAGACUGUUGUUGAAAGGUACUGGGAUUGGGAGCUCACUAAUGAGACCCAACCAAUAUGGCUUCGCAGCCCUAAGGAGGUUUCCACUGAGGACUACAAUGAAUUUUACAAGAAAACGUUUAAUGAGUAUUUGGAUCCAAUAGCGUCUUCACACUUUACAACAGAGGGUGAAGUUGAGUUCAGGUCCAUCCUCUAUGUGCCAGCUGUCUCCCCCAUGGGAAAGGAUGACAUAGUCAACCCAAAGACGAAAAAUAUUAGGCUCUAUGUUAAAAGGGUGUUCAUUUCAGAUGACUUCGAUGGAGAACUGUUCCCACGAUAUUUAAGCUUUGUCAAAGGUGUUGUCGACUCGAAUGAUCUUCCUCUCAAUGUAUCACGUGAAAUUCUUCAAGAGAGUCGUAUUGUGCGAAUUAUGAGGAAGCGCUUGGUGCGGAAGGCCUUUGACAUGAUUCUGGGAAUAUCAUUGAGUGAGAACAAAGAAGAUUAUGAGAAGUUCUGGGACAAUUUUGGCAAAUAUUUGAAAUUGGGUUGCAUUGAAGAUCGUGAAAACCACAAACGUAUUGCUCCACUACUUAGAUUUUUCUCUUCCCAAAGUGAUGAAGAGAUGAUCAGUUUGGAUGAGUAUGUUGAAAACAUGAAACCUGAGCAGAAGGACAUCUAUUACAUUGCCUCUGAUAGUGUGACAAGUGCGAAGAGCACACCUUUCCUCGAGAAACUUCUUGAAAAGGAUCUUGAAGUGUUGUUCUUGGUUGAUCCUAUUGAUGAGGUCGCCAUCCAGAACCUAAAAUCAUACAAGGAAAAGAAUUUCGUUGACAUUAGUAAGGAAGACUUAGAUUUAGGGGAUAAGAAUGAAGAAAAAGAAAAGGAGAUGAAGCAAGAAUUUGGUCAAACCUGUGAUUGGAUCAAGAAACGUUUGGGAGAUAAAGUUGCCAGUGUUCAAAUCUCAAAUCGUCUGAGCUCAUCGCCUUGUGUUCUUGUAUCUGGGAGGUUUGGUUGGUCGGCCAACAUGGAAAGGCUGAUGAAGUCGCAAACUGUUGGUGAUACCGCUAGCUUGGAGUAUAUGAGAGGCAGAAGGGUGUUUGAGAUUAAUCCUGAACACCCAAUCAUUAAAAACUUGAAUGCUGCAUUCAAGAGUAGCCCCGAUGAUGAAGAUGCUCUGAGAGCUAUUGAUCUCUUGUACGACGCGGCUUUGGUUUCUAGCGGCUACACUCCUGAAAAUCCAGCACAACUUGGUGGGAAGAUAUAUGAGAUGAUGGGUGUUGCUCUUUCUUGGAAAUGGUCAACCCCCGCAGAUGUCCCGCCUCCCGAAGCGAAUCCAGGCAAGCUCGGAACAUUAGAAGCCGAGGUGGUUGAACCAGUUGAGGCUGGUGGUCAGAAAUGAGGAGCACCGGAAAAUAUCUUCCAAGUCGUGGUUGCAUUUUUGUUCUUUCCGUCGUUCCAAGUCGUGGUUGAUUGUAGUAGAACAGAAUUGUUGGCUUGGCUGGUAUUUUUAGAGUAGCUUGACCAAGACCAACUCAUUUUUUCUAUUUUAUAAUCUAUAUUCUCGCUUUUACCAGCUAA
This is a messenger RNA of Morus notabilis, 2692 nucleotides long. Its product is annotated as heat shock protein 90-6, mitochondrial. Gene Ontology annotation, cellular component: perinuclear region of cytoplasm; cytosol; plasma membrane. The record is from RefSeq and is a predicted model, not a curated record. Gene Ontology annotation, molecular function: ATP-dependent protein folding chaperone; ATP binding; ATP hydrolysis activity. The transcript is spliced from 20 exons. Bases 126 to 2513 code for a protein of 795 amino acids. Lineage: Eukaryota; Viridiplantae; Streptophyta; Magnoliopsida; Rosales; Moraceae. Gene Ontology annotation, biological process: cellular response to heat; protein stabilization; protein folding.